Messenger RNA from Ogataea angusta, 1458 nucleotides. RefSeq lists its product as uncharacterized. The coding region runs from base 1 to 1458 and encodes 485 amino acids. Lineage: Eukaryota; Fungi; Ascomycota; Pichiomycetes; Pichiales; Pichiaceae. The record is from RefSeq and is a predicted model, not a curated record. The transcript has a single exon.
AUGCGCCUCAUCAAGUCCCAUAAAGAGAGCACGGCCGCGACUCGACCGAGACCACGCGACGGCACAGAGCCCUCCUCCGCAGUUUCAGCUGGACGGAAGCUCACCAACCCCAUCAAGAGCUUUCUCAAGCACAAAAUUUCUAGCACGGGGCUGGGGUCCACAGGCUCUGUGAAAACGAAACCCACGCCCAUCGUGUCGCGCAUCGCAAGCUCGCCGGACCUGGAAAUUGACAGAGAGCUGAAGAAUCCGACAAUUUUCGGCAAAAAGACUCACGACUGGAGUGCCGACGCCAGUCCUAGGUCGCUGGUCUAUGCGUUCGACAAACCAGAGUUCAGUGCGCAGGUGACGCCAGAGACUUCGAAAGAGGACGAGGAGUCUUUAAAGCUGAACGCAGAGUCGACGGACGAUUUCUCCAUCGUCGUGUUGAAACGACGGGAGGAGUCACAAUCGGACCCCAGCUCGAGCUCGAGCUCGUCGCACUUCUCGUUUGAAGGCACUGGCAGGAACGCAUCGCUCAAAUACUACAAAUCCUACGACCAAGUGAAGUACGAGGAGAUGAAGGCGCAACUCAAACAAAACCAGGACCACUUCAAGGAGUUUAUAAACGACACAGAGUCGCUCAACGACUUGCAGGAAGACAUGAAUUUCUACGACGGCGAAGAAAUGGACGAUUCGGAGGACCUGUUCAACCGAAAACUGUUUUCAAGCGAUGAGGAGGCAGACGACUAUGAGAAUUUCGACAGCCAGAAAAGAGACACCUCAGAACAAUUAUUGACAUUAAAUGGACAAUACUCUUUCCUUUCGGACCAGGAAGUCACCAUUGACGACCUGAGUCCGCAAUUGAUGGCUACAGACCCGUCGUCGUCCGACAUUCAGGACCUGGUGACCCGGUUUCGCUCCAGCAGCAUCAAGUACCACCAACUUAAGUCCAGCGACCGCGACGAGCUGGAGUUCCUGAACCAGCGAUAUUCAUGGUACCCCGACGACGAGUUGCCGAAAAGAGAGGCGCUGGACUCGCUGCUGGACGAGAUCAACGAGAUACCGGAAGAUUUCGAUUUCGAGAGCGAACGUUCGUUGCCACAACGCACGGUUUCGCCAGUUAUGCGAAAACAACGACGUAAACAACUGCUGAAGUCAAGGACGAAAUUCAAUUAUGCCGGCACGCCUAAUCCUUCAAACGACCGCAUCGAAACCAGCAACAGGACAAUCACGCUUUUCAAACCCGUGUCGCGUUCAAAUAGCCAAGAAUACCAUAAUCACGACAAACCGCUACCCCAGCAUCCUGUGGAAGUGAGUGCCAGUGAAGAGUACACGGACGAGCUCGAAGAUAGUACUGAGAUGGCAGGCUUAUCGACACCGAUCCAGCUGCAUGGUUUUGGGCCCAAAAGCGACUCUCCAUUGACCACUAUUAGCGAGGCGUCUUACGAUAGUGCGGCUGCACGCUCGCCAUUACGCUGA